CCCUUAUAAUAAUACCACCUCCUAAACAACCCCCCUACCUAACACAUUGAUAUGCAUUAUAUGACCUCCCAAAACACACACUACAAACACAUACGUCUGCGCCCUCGCUUUCCUACCCCUAAUCGGAUAAAUUCACCUGAUACCAAUAGAUUGUGCAAAUAUAUAUAUAAAAUUAAUUCUCGAGAAUACCUGUAUGACAGUCCAUCUUGAUCUGCAAACUAAGGAAUACAGUAUUAUUAAAAAAAACAUACCGCCAUCCUACUAACCCUAAUUACAUAACGACAGAUGUGCAGGAUGAAGACAACAUCCUCAUGGGAUGGCACCCGGAGCUUGCUGCUGCCAUCAGGCCCUUCUCUGCACUACGGCCGCCCACAGUCCACUGCCAGAUCGCAAUGCUUGCGAUCCCUGCAGACGUCUUACUGCAGGUAUAUGAAGCAACGAUGGGACGACCGCCAUUCCUGAUCGAGAACCUCUCCUUCAGCGAUUGGGCCUCGCUUGUACACGUCAUGCAAUGCAAACCACAGGAGCUAGACGCAAAAGUUCAAGACUUCCCUAGCAAUAUUGCUGAAUCCUGCAGAAAGGUGGCCAUCGAGAAUAGAGAACUUAGCCUUAUCAUAGCCAAGGCCGAGAAGAUCAUCCUCGAGCUUCACGGGUAUGAUUUGUCUCAUCUUGACACCGCAGGCCACGUCUCCAUCUCUCAGAGGAAUGAAACGUUCAGCGAGACAUACAUCAACCGUAUGUCACUCUCGCAAGCCGAGCUGGAAUACUUCAGGAAAAAGGAGGCCGAGAGAAUGAGCAAUGCACAUACGGAACUCACACCGCUCACAAGAGACGCAGGGCAUAAGUUCGCUAAGAAUAGCCCCUUCUUACUGCUCGCAUCCGACAGUUGGACAGCGAAGGCUGUGCAGCGCGUGCAUAACCGUCUAUGGAAGUUGGACACAUUCAACUACACAGCACCUAUCAGCGUGGAGGCAUAUAUGGCUCUCGCUGCAAUCACGGACGCAGAGGUAGAGAACUGCCGCAGUGCUGCUAGGAAUGGUACUAUCUAUUUCCCAGCAACCAGAGGCGGCUUUGACGCAGAGUUUCCCCCGAUUGCCGAACUCGAGAAGGGCAAGUGUGCAAACAGACCACUCCUUCAUCAAAAAGGCAUCCCGAAGUUUCCUGCAAAUCUUUCUGAACUCAAGAAGCUCUGGAACGCAGGAAGACCAUAUUUGAAGUGUACAUGCCCCAGUUGUGAGAAAAACUUCACAUGGUUCGACCACAUGAUUUGGUACAUCAUCGGUAACCUAGACAAAAUCGACCCGCGUGCUCCAUCAGACAAGAUCAGGAUGCUUGAAUUCCAAGCACUCCUUCGCACAACAUGGAGAAAGGCGAUUCUUGCACAAAUCUCCUUCAUCUUUAUGAGAGAAUACAUGAUCAAGAUCGUGAGCCUUCUCACAUAGAACAAAAGAAUCUCUGCCCUUCGUACACAAGUUCACCACUACGUUGAUUCCCGGUGCUGAAGGGUUAAUGGCGCAGUCUGCAGACGCACGGCGCAAUGCAGGUGUCGAAGACAAUUCACUCAGAAGAUGUAGACAGAUGAGGCUCGGAAACACUCCCACCUCAAUCGCGUCGCUUUCCACACCAGUCCAAAUGACCACUAAUACCCCAAUCCAACGUAUGCACACAGGCAGCACACACACAGUACCAGCUCACAGCACACUAGGUAGCACGGCUGGUACCAGCAACACACCCGAACAAACUAACCCCGCAAGA
Chara braunii is the source of this 1755-nucleotide messenger RNA. NCBI's taxonomy places the organism in Eukaryota, Viridiplantae, Streptophyta, Charophyceae, Charales, Characeae. The record is from the annotation of a GenBank genome assembly.